Messenger RNA from Corylus avellana, 411 nucleotides. RefSeq names its product LOB domain-containing protein 23-like. Lineage: Eukaryota; Viridiplantae; Streptophyta; Magnoliopsida; Fagales; Betulaceae. The record is from RefSeq and is a predicted model, not a curated record.
AUGAUCUCUGGCCGUUGUGCAGCUUGCAAGUAUUUGAGAAGAAGAUGCCCUUCAGAUUGCAUUUUCUCUCUCUAUUUCCCUCCCAAUGAUCCUCAAAGAUUUGCUUGCGUUCACAGAAUCUAUGGUGCUAGCAAUGUCGCAAAGAUGCUCCAGCAAAUCCCUCCACCUCUCCGAGCUGAAGCAGCGGAAACUCUGUAUUUUGAGGCACGAUGUCGUAUUGAAGACCCUGUUUAUGGCUGCGUUGGUGUAAUCUCUCAAUUAUAUGAACAACUACAGAGUGCAGAAAGCGAGCUAGCUAAAACCCAAGCUGAGAUUGCCGUCCUCAAUUGUAAUCCGCAAGAAGCCCCAAUUGAAGCCAAUUCCAACUUCAACACUUUAUUGGCCCCCUUCCACUCAAAUUUCUUGGUUUAA